Molecule: messenger RNA, 1464 nt
Organism: Penicillium waksmanii
Lineage: Eukaryota; Fungi; Ascomycota; Eurotiomycetes; Eurotiales; Aspergillaceae
Product: putative nucleolin protein Nsr1
Exons: 2
Coding region: 1-1464 (487 amino acids)
Molecular function (GO): RNA binding
Source: RefSeq, a predicted model, not a curated record
AUGUCCAAGACCAAGGUUUCCACCAAGGCUGACAAGCCCGUCAAGGCCAAGGACGCUGGUGUCACCAAGACCAAGACUGUCACCAAGAAGGUCGUUGCCAAGGACGACAAGUCCAAGAAGAACAAGAAGAAGGAGCCUACUCCCUCCAGCUCUUCUGAGUCCGAGUCUGAGUCCGAGAAGGACUCUUCCUCCAGCUCCGAGAGCGAGGAGGAGAAGCCCGCUCCCAAGAAGGCUGCCAAGAAGGAGACCAAGAAGCCCACCAAGAAGGAGGAGUCUUCCUCUGAGUCUUCCUCCGACGAGGAGAUGAAGGAUGGUUCCAGCUCUUCCGAGAGCGAGUCUGAGGAUGAGAAGCCCGCUCCCAAGAAGACCGAGAAGAAGGUUGAGAAGAAGGUUGUCGAGAAGAAGGCUGAGUCUUCUGACUCCUCCGACUCCUCUGACUCCGAGUCCGAGGAUGAGAAGCCCGCCACCAAGAAGGCUGAGAAGAAGGCCGAGUCCUCCGACUCCGACUCUUCUGACUCCUCUGACUCCGAGUCCGAGGAGGCUUCCAAGGAUGAGAAGAAGGACUCUUCCGACUCUGACUCCUCCGACUCCUCCGACUCUGACAGCGAGGAGGAGAAGCCCUCCAAGAAGCGCAAGGCCGAUGAGGAGCCUGUCGCUGCCGCUAAGAAGACCAAGACCGAGGAUGCCCCCGAGGGUGCCUCUGCCAACCUGUUCGUCGGUAACCUGUCCUGGAACGUUGAUGAGGACUGGCUCCAACAGGAGUUCAGCCCCUUCGGUGAGCUCUCUGGCUGCCGUGUCGUGACCGACCGUGAAUCUGGCCGCUCCCGCGGUUUCGGUUACGUCGAGUACACCAACGCUGCCGAUGCCGCCAAGGCUAUGGCCGCUAAGAAGGGUACCGAUCUCGAUGGCCGUCCCGUCAACCUUGACUACGCCGUCGCCCGUGACAACAAGCCCCAGGGCGAGCGCACCCAGAACCGUGCCCGCUCCUUCGGUGACUCCACCAGCCCCGCUUCCGACACUCUCUUCGUUGGCAACCUUCCCUUCAGCGCUUCCGAGGAUGCUCUCCGUGACUCCUUCGGUGAGCACGGUGGUAUCCUCGGCAUCCGCCUGCCCACUGACCCCGAGUCUGGCCGCCCCAAGGGUUUCGGUUACGUCCAGUACUCCUCCGUUGAGGAGGCCCAGGCUGCUCACAGUGCCAUGAACGGCUUCGAGCUCGAGGGCCGCGCUCUGCGUCUGGACUUCAGCACCCCUCGCCCUGCCAACGGUGGCGGCGGUGGUUUCGGCGGUGGCCGUGGUGGUGGUGGUGGCUUCGGUGGUCGCGGUGGUGGUGGCCGUGGUGGUGGUCGCGGUAGCUUCGGCGGCCGUGGCGGUGGUCGUGGUGGUGGCCGUGGCGGCUUCGGUGGUGGCCUUAACAAGGCCAAGGGAUCCAUCCCUGAGUUCAAGGGUACCAAGAUCUCCUUCUAA